CGCCUCACAAAAGCAGCACUGGAGACGGCAGAGCGCUCGCGAACUAAUGGCGUCUCUCCAGCGCGGAGCAGCUGAUUUCUCACCUAACACGACAACAGAGGCGUCGAGGAGGUAAACACGACCCGCCCCCGGAGCCGUGCACUCAGCCAGCCUCGCUAUCUCCCGCCUGGAUGUGUCGUGGAGGCUCCUCGGGUCGUCGGGGACCGAGAGUAGCCCGCUGCUGCGGCGGUAUACAAACAAACAAGAGGGAUAGCUGCAGCUAAUGCUCCCGGUCUGGUGUCGCGCUGCCUUCUCUCCAGGGCGGUGGGUGUUCGCCUCUCGCGGGCGUUGACAGCAGCAGGUCCUACGUUUGUUUCGUCACCGGAGGCACACGGAGUGAACAUGGGCAUCACCCCUUCCCCAGUCGUCUCCUCCUCCGCCUGACUCGGCCGCCUCUUCGCUAAUCCAAUUCAGGAGAUCGUCUCUUCAUUCCUUCCCCGAGGUUACACCAGCAACACGGCUCUGUCCCAGAAAGCCAGCUCUGUGGCGGUAAAGAUGACCAUGGCACGGUACCGCCCCACAUGGGAGCUGGCUGUGGACCCUUUGGUCUCGUGCAAGCUGUGCCUUGGAGAGUUCCCUCUAGAGCAGAUGACCACCAUCACACAGUGCCAAUGUGUCUUCUGCACUCUGUGCCUGAAGCAGUACGUGGAACUUUUAAUUAAAGAAGGCCUUGAAACGGCAAUUAGCUGUCCAGAUUCUGCCUGUCCCAAAAGAGGACUCUUGCAGGAAAAUGAGAUCGAGUGCAUGGUGGCGUCAGAGAUGAUGCAGAGAUACAAGAAGCUACAGUUUGAAAGAGAGGUGCUGCUGGACCCGUGCCGGACGUGGUGCCCUUCGUCCACCUGCCAGGCGGUGUGCCAACUUAAGGAAGCAGACUCUCCAGCUAUGCCCCAGCUGGUCCAGUGCGCCGUCUGCGCCCUGGAGUUCUGCUCGGUCUGCAAAGCCAACUGGCACCCGGGGCAAGCCUGCCCAGAGAACAACCUGCCCAUCACAGCCUUCCUACCAGGCGAAAACAGCUCGUUCUUCAAGAACGAAGAGGACGACGCACCAAUCAAACGCUGCCCCAAAUGUAAAGUUUACAUCGAGAGGGACGAGGGCUGCGCACAGAUGAUGUGCAAGAAUUGCAAGCACGCCUUCUGCUGGUACUGUCUGGAGUCUCUCGACGACGACUUCCUCCUCAUCCACUACGACAAAGGACCCUGUCGGAACAAACUGGGACACUCCAGAGCGUCCGUGAUCUGGCACAGAACACAGGUGGUGGGGAUCUUCGCUGGAUUCGGCCUGCUCCUGCUCGUCGCCUCCCCCUUCCUCCUCCUGGCCACGCCCAUCGUCCUCUGCUGCAAGUGUAAAUGCAGUAAAGGCGACGACGACCCGCUGCCGACUUAAGCAUUCCUGCCGGCGGGGCAGUAAGUGGCCUCGCAGGAUGGAUUUUCCCUCAUUCUCACCUAUUUAUCGUACUCCCUGCUUCAUUUUUGGCUGCGAAGCUGCGGCUGCUUCGGGGAUCCAUCGCUCUGCAUGAGUGAGGCUGGUUGUUGCAGCUCUGCCGGCAGAGAGCUGCGGGGUCAAGUGUCAAGAGGCCAAACUUGUCAAGGCCGAGGACGCCGGCGCAUUGGGGGCGUGGGGCGCGUCUUGCGAGAAAACUACGGCUCGAACAGUGACGCGGCGAGCCACUUGAGAAAGAGCCAGCGAGGCCCUGCGUUAUUUUGCGACACUCCCCAACGACACACACAUGUAGCUCUACAGAAUCAGUCAGUAGCAUCUGAGUGGCACCGCUCGACCUGCACACGGGACACCAGGUCACGUCCACGACUGACGUAGAGACGCGGCGCCACCGCUCAGCUCAGCGUACGUCCUCCCGAUGAUGUCAAUGUUUUUUAACCCUUCGCUUUGAACAGGACCGUGCUCAGAGUGUGUCGCGUCUUGUGCCCGGGAGUGUGUCACACAGCGGGGAGCGCCUCUCGGUUUGACGCCCGCUGGGUUCAAAAUAACUGAACUGGCAACAUGCUCUGAAAUGACCGAAGCACAAAACAGUGUAGUCAACUAGGAGUGGCAAGAGAGGAAAUAAAUGAGGAAAUAUAAAAGAUGGAUACAUGAAGUCGAGAUGCUUAAGAGCAUUUCCGUUUAAGGUUUGUUUACUUUUCUGUGUUUAGUUCCACAUUUAUUUUCUCAUUUUGGCACUCCUGGGAUUCCGUAGUCACUGGAACAGUGAAGCUAGGUAUGGCAACACUGUGAGGGCAAAAGUGGUGAGGAAGUGGGGUGACAUGUUACACCUUCAAAAUGAUUCAUAAGUAAGAGCAUAGACUCAGAAAUUUACCAAAAUAUAAAGAGAAACCUGUCGAUUUCUUGCCGCCAUAAAAUGGCUGCCAUUUGAUUCUGAUGGAAGUGGUGCGUUCAAGUGCGCUGGGACUGUUCAGAAGUUUAGGUGGGAUCUGAGGUGCUGGGGUUAGCCAUAACCCGCAGCACCACAAGUGAACGCACUAUAAAAGUCCAGUCUGUCAAACAGAACCCGAGCGGCGCUCCUCCUUCUUUGUUCCUCAGCAUCACUCCUCCUGUUCAGCAACAGAGAUGCCACUCGGGCUCAAACCCAAACCCAAAGCCAAAACAAACAAAAAGAAAAAGCCUUAAUUUGUGACUAGCCAAAACCAUUCUACCCUCUGCAUUAAAAAAAAAAAGAAAAGAAAAAGCAAAUGCAGACUACGAUCCCUUUACAGAGUAAGAUUCUAUGAUGUCGUCCAUUUCUCAUGUCGGGUCCACCCCGCCCCGCUCAUAUCACAAACUUGCAUAUGUCAGUGGUCUGUGUAGUUUCUGUUGGACGUCAGACCCCAGCAACAAGCAGCUAUUCCCUCCGAAAACAUUCAAGAAUGUCGACAUUUUUGGGCACAUUUCUACGAGGCUGCUCUUUAUAUCACUUUAUCUAUGCAAGUUUGUACAUUGUCACGAGGAAGGGUUCGCUGCGGAGUGAAGCUACAGAAUGUACACGCGCAUAUCUUUUGUUUCAAGAGGGGAAGGAAAUUCGUUUUUCUACGUGGGUGUCUGAGUCUUCAGUCUUUUUGUCAGUAAAAUCCUCACCUAACAACCGAUCAUAGAUGAACGUGCUCGCUCCAGGAUUUCGCAGAGUUGUGAGCGGAAAUAUGAAUAUGAAUGAAACCCUCAGUUAUUUACUUGUUGAAGGGUCGAUAAAAGAUCCGACUGAUGUGUGGAGGGCGGAGCCAUAAGAGACUUCUGAGGCUUCAUGAAACAGUGUCCUGAUUUUCAGAGGCCACCAGAUGGCGCUGUCUGCUGUAAACUGUUUGGAUUUGAACUAAUUCAAUAAAACCCCUGUUCUAAAAAAAAAGAGCUCCAUCUAGUGACACUGUUUCAUGAACCCUGCAACACUGUUUCAUGAUACCGCAUCUACCCAUCACUGGUGGCUAAUAACUGAUCCAUAAAACCUCAGAAAGAUUGCUGCUUUUUCAUUUACUGCUUUACCAAAUCAAACAAUUCUAAAUUGAUCUACUAGAUGUGAUUCUGAUUUAACUGAUAAAGUGGAAAAAAAUAGAACUUUUAUAGUAACAAAAAUGAAUAACUACUUGGCUGUAAUAGACUUUUUUUGCAAGUUUUUUGACAGUGGACAAAAAGAUGUGAUUUUGUUGUCCUGUAGGUGUCAGUAGAGAGCCGUCCAUCCACAUCCAAGAAGCGUCUUCUGCUACUGAGACCGUCGUGCUCUUCUUCAUAAUAAUUUUUCACUUAUUAAAGAGCUUUUUUAAAAACUUUCAAUUAUGUUUUCACUGAACUUUUUAGAAUCAGAAAAACGUUAUUAAUCCUUAUUAACUAAUUUAAUUUAUUGGAAAUAAAUAUUAAAAAGUAACUUCAAAAAAAGAUAUUAAAAUAGUGAAAGGGAUAGAAUAAUUGAAAUUAAAAUGGAAAUAAAGAUGAGUGAAUAGACCAGACUAAAAUAAAAUAUUGUUCAUCAAUUUCAUCUCUCAAGAAAAAUUUCCAGAAGGUGUCAGCAGAAGACAAAGUCAGUUUUUCCAUUGUAUGAAUUCGGAUCGCAGGGGCAGCAGGUGAAUUUAAGUGGCCUAGAAACCUCCAGGUCCAGAUGCCUGCUUGCCUUCUGGCUUGGCUCUUUCUUUGAACGCAUCCUGGAGCACCAAAAAGGACGGCAAAGAUGCGAAGGAACACUGCGAAAUCUUGGAAAGACCACUCUGCUGUUGCACUGGUGAAACCACUGAGCUGCCCUUUGUGUGAAUUACAAAACACUUUUUUCCUAUUUUUAUUUUGGCUCUACUGAGGAAGGCCACGCCAGUGUUCGUGUAGCAAAGGAUUUCAGCCAUGUGCGGCUCCAGACACCAAAAUUCAAGGUAGCUUGUUUUUGGAGAAGCUGUUCCACCCUGUCGUCUGUAGCUUUUAACAGCAGUAGCCAUCUCACCUGUCUCAAACUCAUCUUCCUGUUGUUUCCGACAAUCGUGCCAAGCAGACCGGAAGUCCAUUCAUGAACCGUCCCUACAGGGUCGCUCCGUUUUCACGCUUCUUCUCCUGCUACUGUCCGUAGUUGUUACAUGAGCUGGUGUGUUUACCGAAAGCAGCAGCUGAGCUUGAUGUCAACACCAUCGAAACGACUGCGGGAGACUUUCACGUGGCACAAUAUGGCGUCGAACAAAUCCUCAUCCCUUCCACUGUGUUUUUGACGAAACUGGUUGAUCAAAUAUGCAACAGAAUAAGGGCCAAAACCGCGACCAUCAGGAUCCACUCGACAAUUCCAACCUACAGCAGCACAGAACAAGAGCUACUUUGCUUACGACGUCUUUGUACCUAUUUUGUCAGGAACUUGCAUGACUUGUUUAAUAUUGUAGCCCUCACCACCUGAACGGUAGCUUCUCAUCCUGCUUUCGAAUUGGACCACGACGGUCAAUAAAGUUGCUCUUCCCUCUCUGUGACUUUAAGUUCAUGGCAGACACCAUUCUCACUUCGGUUUUGUCGGAAUAUAAGUGCCGUUUGUUGACAUGUUGGUGUUUCAAAAAAGAAAAAAGAGAAGGUCCAGACAUUGUACAAUGGCAUAUGUAUCGGUUCAAUAUAUCUACGGUUCCACUAACACUGUGACACCAGGUAUUAAAUGUUUUUUGUGACCA
Synchiropus splendidus (mandarinfish) is the source of this 5144-nucleotide messenger RNA. It is a transcript of the gene rnf144aa, whose product is annotated as ring finger protein 144aa. Gene Ontology annotation, cellular component: cytoplasm; ubiquitin ligase complex; Golgi apparatus. Gene Ontology annotation, molecular function: ubiquitin conjugating enzyme binding; zinc ion binding; ubiquitin protein ligase activity. The record is from RefSeq and is a predicted model, not a curated record. The transcript is spliced from 8 exons. NCBI's taxonomy places the organism in Eukaryota, Metazoa, Chordata, Actinopteri, Syngnathiformes, Callionymidae. Gene Ontology annotation, biological process: protein polyubiquitination; ubiquitin-dependent protein catabolic process; positive regulation of proteasomal ubiquitin-dependent protein catabolic process. Bases 535 to 1422 code for a protein of 295 amino acids.